Messenger RNA from Closterium sp. Naga37s-1, 285 nucleotides. Lineage: Eukaryota; Viridiplantae; Streptophyta; Zygnematophyceae; Desmidiales; Closteriaceae. The record is from the annotation of a GenBank genome assembly.
AUGGGCGGGAAAUGGGGCGCGAUCUCGAAGCUGCACGCGUUUCCCAAAGCCGAGGACCACCUCACGCAGAAGACGCUGUCGGGCGCCAUCGGUACGUACUUCCCGGGCAGUGUGCCGCGCACGUGCUCCCCAACCAAGCCCAAGGCGGACGACCACCUCGCGCAGAAGACGGUGUCGGGCGCCAUCGUUACCUCCAUGUGCACAGUGGCUCUUGUGACUCUCCUGGGAGUGGCGAUCAUGGUGGUGCUGUUCGCCCACAAGCUCUCCUUCGUGCUCACGCCUGAG